This is a messenger RNA of Lineus longissimus, 876 nucleotides long. Its product is annotated as beta-1,3-galactosyltransferase 1-like. The transcript has a single exon. The record is from RefSeq and is a predicted model, not a curated record. Gene Ontology annotation, molecular function: hexosyltransferase activity. The coding region runs from base 1 to 876 and encodes 291 amino acids. NCBI's taxonomy places the organism in Eukaryota, Metazoa, Nemertea, Pilidiophora, Heteronemertea, Lineidae. Gene Ontology annotation, cellular component: Golgi membrane.
AUGGUGGACAACAAUAGACGAUCUUGGAACAAACGGGGUGAGCCGGAGUAUUACAUCCCACGUGACUACAGGUUUAUUGCUGAGUCUGGACAAACUUGCAAGAAGUCGGAUGGAAACCCGGCUCCAGUGGAGAUCGUGGUGGCCGUGAUCAGCUCCCUACACAACGCAGACAGACGACAGCGAGUCCGCCAGACCUGGGGACGAGAAUUCAAAAAUGGUGCUAAUGCUCGGGUCUUGUUCUUUCUCGGGGUUGACAAAGAUAACGGGACGAGAUCUGCGAUUAGGAACGAGAGUUUGACGUAUCAUGACAUCGUCCAACACAGUCAUUGGGAUAGUUAUGAUAACCUGUCAAUCAAAUCAGUGUCCGUCAUCAGGUGGGUAACUUCCUACUGCCGCCACGCGUCCUACGUAUUCAAAGUGGAUGACGACGCGCUCGUCAACGCGCCACAUUUGAUGAGUCGUCUGCAUAUGGCAUCAAAACAAACAAAAUAUUUCUUGAUGUGUUAUGUGUUCAAAGGUUCCCCGGUCGUCCGUGAUCCAAACCAUCGGUGGUAUAUCUCAAAACAAGAAUAUGGCGGGAAAAGUCUGCCGCCAUAUUGCGGAGGUUUCUACGCAAUUGUGGGAAAGCUCGUCCCCGUUUUAUAUGAUACUGCAAUAAAACAGCGCCUCUUUCGAAUGGAAGAUGUGUUCAUUUCGUCAAUGGUCGCUCGAAGAACUGGUCUCCCAGUACGCCUAGUUCACAAUAAGGCAUUCAGUCUUUGGAAGGCCGUCAGUUUGAAAAAACCUUGUGACUUCAGGAAACAAAUUGCUGUGACGAAUUAUAAUCAAAGUGAGAUACGGGCAUUAUGGGAUAGCUACAAGGCAAAAUGUAGUUAG